AUGGCAAUGACAAGAGUUGAUGUCGAUAUAAAUGUUACUGUUGCUACAUCACCACCACGCCAUUUUCUCAUCCUGAACAAUGUACAGAAAAUGAAAAAUAUCAAGAACAUGUUACUAAGUGCUUCGGCCUUUGGAGUCAAAGAGGUUUUUGUCGUAGGACAAAAGAAAUUCAAUCUUCAGGAACAGGAACCAUUUGUAACUUUAUUGAACUGUCGAAUCACGCGUGUGGCCACGUUAAAAGACUGCAGAAAGUAUUGCAUUGAACGAAACAUUUGUAUCAUUGGAGUCGAGAUUAUGCAGAAUGCCAAAAGUAUUGCGGACCAACCAUUUCAUGGUGACUCAGCCUUUAUUAUGGGGAAUGAGGGAAGCGGCAUGAAUGCGGCUCAAGUGGCCAUUUGUGAUGACUUUGUGUAUAUUCCGCAGUAUGGAGGCGGCACAGCGUCCCUUAAUGUGACAGUCGCGGCAUCAAUCAUCUUGCAGAGCUUUGCAUUGUGGGCCAAAUUACCUGCUAAAGAGGUGAUAGUCGAGGUGUAA
Peronospora farinosa is the source of this 534-nucleotide messenger RNA. The record is from the annotation of a GenBank genome assembly. Lineage: Eukaryota; Oomycota; Peronosporomycetes; Peronosporales; Peronosporaceae.